This is a messenger RNA of Phyllopteryx taeniolatus (common seadragon), 9180 nucleotides long. RefSeq names its product microtubule-associated protein 4-like. Gene Ontology annotation, molecular function: microtubule binding. The record is from RefSeq and is a predicted model, not a curated record. Gene Ontology annotation, cellular component: neuron projection. Gene Ontology annotation, biological process: neuron projection development; microtubule cytoskeleton organization. NCBI's taxonomy places the organism in Eukaryota, Metazoa, Chordata, Actinopteri, Syngnathiformes, Syngnathidae.
GGCUUAACCGGCUAUUGUGGGCGGAUCUGACGUCAGAGUCCUGGCACCAGUUUUAUGCGAGCGGCGAAAGGUGGCGAGAUAUUUUAAUCCGUCUCCGACUUGACAGCCACACACGCGCGACCACAAAACAAGACGCACCCGCAAAACUUAGAAGACUAUGGACCUGAGCCUGCGAGAUGCUCUGGGUGGGGGUGGAGGUGGGGUCCCAGGUGGCGCCCCUGCCGAGGCUCUACUGAAGAGAGACUUUAUGAGUACGCUGGAGAAAGAGAGCUAUGACGACAAGGUGGGAGAGACAAUGACCAAGAGUGACUACCGACCUUUACUGGAUGGAAAGGACGCCAAGAGUGGACUUGAGACGACCUCUUCAGUGAUUUUACCAGGUGGACGCCAAGACCCACCUGGACAACCAGCAUUCACUUCUGACUACCUGUCUGGUCCUAUGAUGGGUGGGAUGACUGACCAGUGGACAGAGGAUACCAGCAUGCCUGAGUCAUUUCUCGGAUUCUCUCAGUCUGGAAUGAGUGGGAAUAUGGGUUCCAGCCUGCCACCUUUCCAGACGAACGUGAACUCAUCUCUAGGCCAGAUGGGGACGGGAAAAGCUAUGGAUGCACAGAAAACCUCCGGCCUAUUUGGUUCGGAGCCCCAAAACAUCAGUAUUACCAGUGGCAACAACCCUUUCAAACCAAGUGAUCCAUUUCCUUCUGGUGCUCCAGGAAUCCAUUCUUUGGAUCGCAGCCCAGCUCCGACCCUCUCUCCCAGCGGCUCGGUGGAUGACAGCAGCCCCACUUCCUCCGCUUCUGACCCCCUCAGCCCUGAGCGAUCGGCGUGUGAGGCUGGCAAGCAACAGCAGAGGCGGAAGAAGAAGAAGAGGAAGGGGCGUGGCGAGACGUACGGCUUCUUGGAUAGUCAGGAGAAUAACGGCCAUUCCGACAAACGCGGCUUGCAGGAUAAGGGCGGACGGGAGGUGGAGGAGGAUGACGAGGAAGAAGACAACUGGGAGUGGGAAAUCCGUGAGAGUGGAGCAGGGGGUCGAGUGAAAGGCAAGAAGUUGAAGAGUCGGGCAAGACUUCCAGAGGAGUGGGGAGCACCCCAGCAACCGGUGUCUCCCAUACCACCUGCACUUGCUUCUACCUGGGCUACAGCAACAGACUUUGACUCUUUGGACUCCAAGGCUCUCAAGUCCAGCCCCAGUCAAGGUUUCUGUGAGUCUAUGCAAAUACCGACAAGUUUGAGCAUUCGCUCCCACGAUAGGCUUGCAGCAGAUUCAUCUCCCCGCUCCGUGGAACCCACGCGUGUCGAUAUCAGGCCUGUGUCUACCGAUGUGACCGGCAGACCUCAACCUAUUCGCUCACCCGGCAACGCUACCAACAAGAGUAGUGCAGUCGGGGUCAUUAGUGGGAAUUUAGCAUUGGUGACCGGGGACAAUCUGAGCCCAGUCUCCCAGACAUUCUCUUUUUUCGAUUCAGUCCUCCAGACUCCACCGGGUUCUACUCACGACUCACAGAAUGCCACCCCUGUUACGAACACACCCGUACUUGCUUCAGCUGCCUUGUCCACAUCAGCAGAUGUUGUUGUCCCUUCUUCACAAACCUCCUAUGGUUUCUACCCACCCAAGACCGCUUCAGAUGUCCCUCCAACCUUUGCUGUGUCAUCAAAGGCCCUGCCCUCACCUGUCACAGAAACCCAAUAUCCUAAAACUGCCCUUGAGUCAGUUCUCAACGUUGAUGCUAAGCCUUUUGUCCCCUCAGCCUCGCGCAUAACCCCCGUGACAGCUCCAAGUCCAAAUGCGUCCACGACUAUUGUUCAUGCAGCAGCCUCUUCCGGAAGCAUCGGUGGCGCUGCAGUCGGUUGUCUUCCUUCCACUAUCAGUGAAGCUGCAAAGCCAGCAUCAUCAGAAACUCCCGCCAAAGCUGCAGCCAACCCCCCUCUGUUCACCACACCUGCAGUCCCUCCCUCUCUCACACACUCCAAGCACCAGGAGUCUGCGUCGCCAGUGCUCCCCCCACUGGAAGUGAAAGUUGACAAGGACAAGCAGGAGAAGAAAGACAUCUUGUCCAGCAAGACAGAGAAGAUGGAUGCCUUUGACAAGAAGGAGAAAGCGGAGCAGCAGAACAAAGACAAUUGCCCUGACAAGAACCUGAAGCCUGACAAGAUUUUCAAAGAUGAAGGAAAGACGGACAAGAUGAAUGCUGAGAAAAACAACAAGGUCAGUGAGAAGGCAGAGAAGACAGACAAGCCAGAGAAAACGAACAAAGAAGAUAAGAAAGAAGAGGAAAAGAAGCCGACUGAGAAAAAGGAUGAGAAAAAAGGGGUUGCCAAGUCUCCAACAGGCAAUGGCAGCAAGACCCUGCAAAGCCCUGACAGCAAGAGCAAGACUGAGGUGGUUUCGACCAAAACAAACUCAUUUAAAUCUCGCCCAUCCACCCUCCACACCAAUGGUGAAGCCACCUCAGUCAAACGCCCCUCCCCAACCAUGACUCCAGCCAGUAAAAAAAGCCCUCUGCCCAAGGCGGCAACCCCCACUGCUGCUAAGAGCCCUCCAAUUGCACCUGGAUCUGCAAAAAUUCCAGAAAGUGGAGCAGCUGAGAAACGCCCAGCUGCACAAAAGACUAGUCCUACUCCCCGUUCAGUUGCCAAUAAGAACAAUUCCUCUGCUUCUACUGGGACCAAAACCGCUGCAAACAAGAAUGACAAGACUGAGAACAAGUCAGGAGAGGCCAAGAAAACCAAACCUACAGCUCGUCCACGUCCCGUUUCCACCACAUCCCUGAUGACUCCAGCUAACACAGCCAACGGUGAAGCCGCUCCCACCCAACGUCGCAGGGUCAUCACCAAGCCUCCUGUUCCGAAGCAAAGCGCUCUGGAAAAGAAGCCAGCGGUGCCCCGUGCUCCUCGAACCCUCAGGCCCAUCAACGCGCCAACACCAGACCUGAAGAACGUCCGUUCCAAGAUCGGGUCCACUGACAACAUUAAGUACCAGCCUGGCGGAGGAAAGGUUUCUUCCAUACAGAACAACAAGACAGCAGACCCCUCCAAUCCUUCCACCAAGGCCAGAGUUCAGAUAGUGCACAAAAAGCUGGACUUCAGCCAUGUCACGUCUCGCUGUGGCUCCAAGGACAAUAUCAAACAUGUCCCUGGAGGUGGCAAUGUGCAGAUCCUGAACAAGAAGGUCGAUGUGAGCAAGGUCACGUCCAAGUGCGGCUCCAAGGACAACAUCAAGUACAAGCCAGGUGGUGGUGAUGUGAAGAUUGAAUCUCAUAAGCUUAACAUUAAGGCAAAGUCCAAGAUUGGUUCACUGGACAACGUGGGCCAAGGCAAUGCACAGACAAAUGGACACAAGGAGGAGAGAGGAGAGGAAAAGACACCGUCGCCUCCAAACGCGGGACCAGCGGGCGUUGCCAAGGCAACGACGGCACCAGGAGGUGUCGCAAAGGAAAAUGGGGUUAAGGAGCCCAUGCCUCGUCCUUUUGGGGCGGACGGUUUGAGAGACCCCCUUGGUACUGACAGGCGCAUUGCUGAGAAAAAUUGAAUCUCAGCACAAGAGUUCUGGUGGGGUACACCAAGCGCUCGCCGGUUGACCAACCAACCUUCCAUGGUCACUUCCCCUUGGCCCUGCCCUCCAUCUCGCCUCCUGCAGCACCAAGCUGAAAGUCCGCCUCUUAGUGUUUCUCUGGGCUCCACUGCCUGCCAGUACACCAACCCUGACCUUCGAUGCCAGUCGGUUGACCUUUGGCUCACCCCACCAUAGAGAAGAGCACUUGAUGUUUGUCUGUGAAACUUCUGUCUCAUAGCACUGACGUAGAGGACGUAAAUGCCAUUCUGAAAUCCCAUCACUGUACACCCCAAUGCUUCAAAGAAAUAUUUUUAGUUGGGCAUAUUUUCCAUAAAGUAACUUCACCUACAUUAGUCAUUUACUCACCAAUCCACUGAUCCACCAACCAGUAGCAAAUGACUUUGAUGUUCACAUCCAUUCAGCCAGCUCCACACCUUCCUAACCAGGUGAGGCUUACCUAUGAAGCCUGCUGGAGAGCAAAUGACGCAUCUGCUUUAAAUGGACGCACGUAUCCUUUUAGCCAACAAUUUGUGAUUUGUAAAUCUACGGUAACUCCAGCGCUGCACUUUGUAUCACUGUAGGUAACGAGAGCUUGCUUAGCAUCGUCUCUAUGGAAUCCCUUAUGCCCACAGUUACUCAUUGGUAUCAGUAUCACGGGAGUAAGAGCUGUCGAUGACGAGGAUGAGGAUUGAACAGGUUAAAACAGUCAGUAGUCAAGGAGGUAAAGGUCAUUUUUAAAGCAAUAGUAGGGUCGUUUUUUGGAAUUCCUUUGCUCGUAACGCUUUUGGUAUAACAUAGCUAUAACAGACCAGGUACACGGAGUUUGUCGUCAAUUGCGUGACUUGUACUUAAAGGUGGAACUUUGUGCAUCUGUAUUGAACUGCUGUGUCACCCUAAUUUAGCUGCAUUUGAGUUGUGUUUAACCCCGGAGUUGAUCUGCUCGCUGCUGCACUUGUUAAAACUGCAUUUCAUAUAAAUUGUCACCGGAAACCGUAAUAUUCAGUAGGCUGUAUGUGAUAAUUGUCUAUUGAUACACGACUUAACUGUCAGCUGUUUUGUGUUUGGUGCAUGUUUCAGCAUUGCUAAACUGUUGGCUCAUGCGCAGUAUAUUCUUGCGUUCUACUGAUUAAAGUGUGUGCAGCACUUGGACUUUCUGGUCACGUGGUUUUAGCACAAGACCUGUGCGACAUACCAGGAAUGUUUAGCUUAGCUCAGGCUCAAUGUAAAUCCAGUGCACUACAUAAAGAUAUUAAUGAUAAAGUUUUUUUGUCAUUUGUCUUAAGAGGUUGCCCCCGCAACCCCGGAUAAGCGGAAGAAGAUUGAUGGAUGAAUGCAUGGAUUUGUCAUUCAUUUAAUUCUUCAGAUCUGCAUCAACAUUGCUUAGGCCCGUCCCACACCGAGCGGCGCGGACAAAACGACCGAACUGUCGUGCGGGUGUGCAGAGUUCUGCUACGAGUGUUCGCGAGUGGCCGACCGUCAGCCGUUGCUUUUGGUGAGCGGUGUUACAUUGUCGCAGCUGUAACGGCUAAUUAAAAAUGCACAUAAGCUUUCACCAAAAAACAAGUUUGUGGGUCCGGAGUAAGUAAGUGAGCCGCCAAGCUGUACCAAUACAGUAUAUAUGUAUAUAUUAUGUUUCCAAAUGAUUCUCAACUAUAUUUCUAAUUUCCUACGUACCUGUGCUUAGAAAGCAAAGCGUGAAGUCUCUGUUGCUGAAAUGCGUGAGUCCAGUCAGCGAGUAAGGCCAAUAGCCUCUCAAAAUGUCCACACUCUCCUUUAUUCUUGCCCGUUUCCUCUUCUUUGUGGCCAUCUGCUUGUUCGUUGACAUCCGGGCCAUAUUUUUGUCUUGUCAAUCAAAAAAUAAUAGUUUGGCGGCGCGGCGCUUGGGUAGAUGUGCAGCGCUCGGUUGCUUGGUGUGCGGCGAGGAGUCGCCAACUGCAGCUUUUCCGCGACGGUGCACUUCAGUCGCGUUCGGCCGCAUUCCUCAGUGUGCGUUGGGCCUUAAGCGAUGUAAGAUGUGUUAUUCUGAGCUCUACGAAUGAGUGAAGUGACAAGAGACGGCAUACUUCUUGCUGCUUUGGAAAAUGUGCUCUUUUGGAACCCCGUUAGUUUUAAUUGCACACACGUAAAGCACAAAGUAUCCCAAGUACAUCCGCAUGCAAGCGCACGCAUGCAACGAAAGAUCCACAUUGCACAGCUAUAACGACCCAAACAAGUCAGGUUAUCGAUGGUAUGUGUUCUGCUACUGUGCAAGGCGAUACUAUUAAAAGAAUGAUAAGCUAUGUUGAUAUCUCAUACUCAUCGUAGUCUUACGUACCCGACCCAGCCUUGGAUUCAUCUAGUUCCACUUCUGGUCUUUCAUUAGAUGUUGAUUAGAGCAAUACAGUGAUACUAACUGGUGACACUUGGGAUUAUAUACGCAUGCGGACGCACGGGGCAGAAAAGGUCGAUUUUAGCAGGACGAGAGAAAUGUUGAAUCUAAAGUGCCGUCUUCUGGGUUUGUUACAUUUGAAUAAAUUGAAAUGUGGAUUUAUUUUGCUGCUUGGACAUAAUGUGUUGCUUAACCGCUCCAAAAGAUACUGAUACAAAGAAAACAAAUGCACAUUAACGGGGGGAGGUCAAAUCUGAAUCUCUUAUUUCACUCGAGCCUGGAUUUGUAGUGUAAAUAAUAGGAAGUCGGUAGUUUUUUGUGUAGAUGCUUUUUUAAACAUUUUGCCCAGUUUAUGGUAUGCUUUAGAUCCUUAAUGUUAUGCGUUUGUGCAGCACACAAGAACAUGUCAAAAAAUAUCAACAUGAAUAUCGUUGCUUUUCUUACGACUAAAAGAAGUAUUUAAAAAGCACUGAGAACUAUUUGGCUGCACAUUAUGAAUGCCAUCAGUACUUCAGCAGCACUUCAGCAUUGGUCAUCUGCAUUUACUGUCGUUGUGCCCUAUUCAGUACACAUUUAAAAGAUACUUUUAAAAAUCGCUUCUUUUUUUUUUUUUUUUUUUUUAGAGAGCGAUAAAUGCGCAUGGUUUUUUUUCUUUUUUUUUUUCUUAGUAGGUUAUUGAAGGGCAUUUAGCGAAUGAACCCAAAUUGUGAUGGCGCAUUAUUUUCGCUGAACUUAAAGAAGAGUUCACAACAUUAUUGCAUUUUACACUGUGAUACACCAACAGAAUCUUUUUUGUGUGGUUCAGCCCACCAUCAACUUACGGAAGGGCCUUUAGUUCACGAAUUUCCCGCUCAAGUGUCAUGCACUUAAACAGUGAAGGUAUUUGUGACUGUCGUCGGAUGUGUGAAGUGUUGCCUCCACAUCCAUCUUGUAGAGCGCCGCUUAGCGUUUGGAACACUGAUAGUCUGGCUGGGAAACCUUAAGGCUGUCUCACAAAGCUGAGCUGUGUCUCAUGCUAUUUAUAUAUACGUGAAUUAAAUACUAUUCAAAUCAUGUUUAUGGUGUACAGCUCCCCUCAGAAUGUCAAAAGUCUCGUUCGUUUCUUGAGGCGCUAAACUGAUAGAAACUUUUGUUUUUACAGUACUAGGAAUGGAUAAAGUCGGCUGUGUACUGUACAUCUGUGUUUUUGGGGAACCAACCAGACUAUGUAGCUAAAUGUAUGAUUAAGUAACAAGGAAGACUAGACAGUAACAGCAGCAUAUGAUCAUAUUCGCUAUUGUACUGCACCCUCCAAAACAUAUCCAUGGGAUGCCUAUGCGUAAAAUAUGUGGAUCGUGCGCAAAACUAAAUUGGGCAUACUGCUUCACUUCCAAAACUCAGCAAAGGGAUAAAAGCACUUUGAUAGAAAUAGUAAGUUGCUCAUGUGUAUGGCCAUAUGAACAUGUAGUCGGUUUAAUGUCUUGGUUAAGCGUGAAGAAGAUGUGAAUAUUUGAUGGCUUUGAAUGGUCUCACCUUAAUUCUUGUCAGUUUGGUGGAUUCUGGCCAAACUUCGGUCAUUGCUGUUGUGCUAGUGGCUGUAACCACUUCUAAAAAGCAGCACUCUAGUGUGCCCUGAGCAAACCUCGACGAGUCUUUUUAUUUUAGUGUCUACCUUUAAGCAUACCGUAAUUGUCACGUGAUGAUGACAGACACGGACAUUGAAUUGGUGGGGCCCAAUGCGAUGUUGCUUCAUGAGGAACCAAAUCCCUGGCAGCAGCCCUGCAACGCACACCCGAACUUGACAUGCUCUACACUGAACAAAAGUUAGUCAGGUUAACCAGUGAUUUUGCAAACAAUCUAAUAUUGGCUUCACGUUCCGUUUGCACUUUUGGAAUUCAGCGCGAGGAGGACUGAGUUAAUGUUGCAGCUCUGCAACUUGCACUACAGGUGAUAAUUAGAUGAUGUCCACCCAUGCGUGUUUGUGUCCAAUUAUGUCACUGGAAUUCUACCUUUCCCACGAGGAUUUCACUAUCCCCUGUAUAUUGAUAGCACCACCUUUUUAUCACUCCUGAUGUAAUUAAAAACAAAAAUCAUGCUUCGCGGCGUGUUGUGGAUGUCGACAGAUGAACAUUUUUGCUCAUAAACCUGUUACAACUUUAAAUGCCAUUAUUAUUAAAUUAACAGUGUGAGAAAGGUUCUUUUUUUUUUUUUUUGCGCAGAGUUCCCCUUUGGGGACUUCUGAAAUUUCAAGAAUGUUUUCCAAUGUAUUAAAGACGUAAGCUGCGGAAUUUAUGUAUGAGGUCUGUUCUUGUUCUGCUCUGCACGAUGGAUGAAAAAUGCAAUUGUAGGACCUGUUGAAAGGGCAGCAAAGUGUGAUGUUUUAGUACGCUUACAAACAGACAUGAAAUCAUUAGAACCUGGAAUCAAAGUAGACUUAAAGAUGUUAUCUAUAUUUAAGCUGAAAUAGGACGUCUACUUUUUUCAGCAUUUCUUGCAGGACGGUAGGACACGCACUGGCCAGCCCUUUCUUCCGGUGACUCCCAUUCCCCAAACAUGAGUGUGAACAAUGAUCGUCUUUUUGGCGUCUUAUUUAUAGUUCUUGCUCUUUAUUCGACCGCCCAUUAGUGACGACAAAUGCUGACGUACGGCAGGUAUAAUCAAAAUACUCAAAACUUGACUCUAAAUAUUGGACUGUUAUGGACCAAUUUGCACUGUUAAAAGGAUUUGUUCCAUUUGGUCAAACAAUCGUUUCUAUUUAACUAGAAUACAUUUUGAAAGGUAUGUGAGAAAUUAAAGGUUAUGCCUCACUUACAAAAGCCUUGUCAGCAUUUCAGCACUGAAAUGUAGAUCUUGAAUGCUCGUCAGAAAAAAAUAGUCCAUUUGUGAAUGGAAAAGAUUCAAACCUGCUUAAUUGACUGUAUACCUUGUUGUAUAAGUAUACUGUUUUAUUGUGCAAUUAUAUACUGUACGUCGAUCUGUGCACAAGUGCGUGCCGCAGUCACAUUUACCGUGUAACACAAAAAAGAAACUGCUUUUCAGUGCUGCUAAGUGGGCCCACUGUCGUGUGUGCAGUUAUUGUGUAGGGCACGACACCAGAGUAAGAGAGCAUGCAAAAGACAACAAACUAACUGCUGAUUAGAGACAUCCAUCUUUUAGCUACAGUUUAGCUUCCCCUCCAAUUCUGAAUCUUUGGUAUGAAAGAGAUGUUCGUUGUGAUUGUCAACCAGUGAUGUGAACGUUCAUCAUGUAAUAAAAAGAUGAAGAAAAGAGCAGACGUCAA